Molecule: messenger RNA, 5153 nt
Organism: Exophiala xenobiotica
Lineage: Eukaryota; Fungi; Ascomycota; Eurotiomycetes; Chaetothyriales; Herpotrichiellaceae
Exons: 2
Coding region: 442-4986 (1514 amino acids)
Biological process (GO): DNA-templated transcription
Molecular function (GO): DNA-directed RNA polymerase activity; DNA binding
Source: RefSeq, a predicted model, not a curated record
CUCGCAAUCAAAUUCGACACCGCCACGGACUGCCUGCACUUGCUUUACAAUUGACCCUUGGACUCAACAUGCAAUAUUCUCUCUGAAAUUGUCAUCCCUACGAGUCCGGCCUGUAACAUACCUAUGCCUGAACGAUUUCCUCAUCCCUUUCGGUCCCGAGUAUUGCGGUGACAUUUCCAGCAUAAUGCCUGUGGCUACAGAAGUCUCUGACAACUGGCCGGGUAAAGAGCAGGUGGUCAAUGAUGUUCCGAAAGUCAUCAAAGAAUUACAUUUCGGCGUCUUGUAUGGAGACAACGGGGGAGGGCAAAGAAUAUUUUCUGACACUUCUGCAGAUCCGAUCAAGAUAUCAUAAAUCAGUCGCAAGUUGAACUUGUUGACCGUCGACUUUUUGAUCUCGACAAAGGCCGCACGUACGCCGAAUAUGGACCUCUCGAUAGGCGCAUGGGGAUAUCAGGCAAGCGAGACACCUGCGCAACCUGCGGUGAACAAUUGCAAACCUGCAACGGUCACUUUGGCCAUGUUCGACUUGUUCUACCUGCUUUCCAUGUCGGAUACUUCAAGAAAGUCAUACAAAUACUCCAAAGCAUCUGCAAGGACUGUUCCUGCAUCCUCCUCUCCGAGACCGAUCGACGGAAGUUCAUCGGUGCUUUACGCAGAAAUCAACAUGAUAGUUUAAGACAAGCCAUUAUCGUACGGAGAAUAGCGGAUCAAUGCCGAAAAACAAAGACAUGCUUUGAAUGUGGUGCCAUCAACGGAUUGGUCCGAAAGGCCGGAACAUCUUCUCUGAAGAUCUCCCACGAUAAAUUCAAGUCAUACAAUUCGUCCACAGCUAAAUCGAAGGUCCCGCCGCCUGAAAAGGUCGACUUCGAUCAGUCCUUCAAUCAUGCAAAGCAGUCGAAUUACGAACUUGAAAAGCAUCUCAAGAAGGCUAUGGAUGAUCUGAACCCCUUGCGAACAUUGAAGCUAUUCAAACGCAUACGGCAGGCCGACCGCGAGCUGUUGGGUCUGCGUUCUGCCAGUCCCGAGUCAUUCUUGUGGCUAUACAUUCCUGCUCCACCAGUUUGCAUCCGCCCAUCAGUCGGCCAGGAAGGUGCUAGUACAGAAGAUGAUAUUACUGCGAAACUGGGCGACAUUGUCGCUGCGAAUGCCGCCCUCGAAGAAGCCAUCGAGAAGGGCGCGCCUGUUCAGUCUGUCGUUGAGCAUUGGGAUUACCUCUCCCUCCAACUCGCCAUGUACAUUAACAGUGACGUGCCAGGCCUUGCGAAGGGAGAGUUUGGCAAGCAGAUCAGAGGUUUUGUUCAGCGUUUGAAAGGUAAACAGGGUCGCUUCAGAGGCAACCUUUCAGGAAAGCGUGUCGACUUCUCUGGACGUACUGUCAUUUCCCCGGAUCCGAACUUGAGAAUUGACGAAGUUGCCGUUCCCGUGUUGGUUGCGAAGAACAUGACCUAUCCCGAAGUGGUCAACGAAAUCAACAUCGAUAAGCUACGCACGAGAGUCCGAAAUGGACCCCACGUGUGGCCUGGUGCCAACUACGUCUGGAAGAAAGACGGAGAUUUUCGCAUGUUCCUGAGAUAUGGUAAACCACCGCUAAUAGCCAAGGACCUCAAAGAAGGAGACAUCGUGGAGCGCCACUUGGAGGAUGGAGACAUUGUCUUGUUCAAUCGUCAACCGUCUCUUCACAAGCUGAGUAUUCUCAGUCACUUCGUCAAGGUUCGACCGCACCGUACCUUUCGACUCAACGAAUGUGUAUGUAACCCUUAUAACGCCGACUUCGACGGGGACGAGAUGAACUUGCAUGUUCCUCAAACAGAAGAAGCACGUACAGAAGCAACGCUGUUGAUGGGUGUCAAGCACAACAUCGUCACGCCAAAGAAUGGUGAACCCAUCAUUUCGGCUAUUCAGGAUUUCAUCACUGCUUCCUUCCUUCUCAGCCAUCUGGAUCAGUUUUUUGACAGAAAGACAUUCGUCACCAUCUGCAUGGGCAUGUUGGAGCCCGAGACAAAAUUCGAGCUUCCACCACCAUCCAUCGUAAAACCGGAAGCGCUGUGGACUGGCAAGCAGGUUUUCAGUGUCCUACUGAGACCGAACAAGCAAUCGCCGGUGACGGUCAAUCUUGAUGCUGCUAGCCGAGAUCACAAUCAAUACCAUCCAGACAUGCAUCGAGAUCUGCAGGAUGACAGCUUUCUUUGCAUUCGCAAUUCGGAAGUCUUGUGCGGCAGAAUGGACAAGGGGACGGUUGGAUCAGGAAAGAAAAACUCGGUCUUCUACAUCCUGUACCGUGACUUUGGCCCCGAUGCAGCCGCUCAAGGAAUGAAUCGGCUAUCCAAGCUGUGCGCGAGAUGGUUGGGCAAUCAAGGCUUUACUGUUGGUAUCAGUGAUGUCACUCCACCCAAAAUGCUCAUCAAAGAGAAGGCUGAUAUGAUUGCUAAAGUCUUUGACGACUGCAACCAGUUUGUGAGAACAUCCAAGGCAGGUAAACUGAAAAGAAAGCCUGGACUGGACGAUGCAGGUAGUCUUGAAGCAGAACAAGUCAGAGUGCUGAGUACGGUCCGAACAAACAUCGCCGGCAUCCUAACUUCUCAGUUGAGCAAGAGGAACAGCCCCAUGGUUAUGGCCAUCUCGGGUUCCAAAGGUUCCAACAUCAACGUCACGCAGAUGGCCGCUUUGCUUGGACAACAAGAUAUCGAAGGGAAGCGUGUCGCCGAUGGUUUCCAAGACCGAACACUUCCGCAUUUUGCAAAGCACGAAAGAUCACCCCCGUCGAAGGGAUUUGUAUCCAACAGCUUUUUCAGCGGUCUGCUCCCAUACGAAUUCUUAUUCCAUGCUGUUGGUGGUAGAGUCGGUCUGGUCGAUACUGCCGUCAAGACAGCCGAAACCGGUUAUAUGUCUCGACGACUCAUGAAAUCACUGGAAGAUCUCUCCACGCAGUACGAUCACACAGUACGAAAUUCAGCAUCGAACAUCGUACAAUUUCGUUUUGGAGACGAUGAGCUCGACCCCGUUGACAUGGAAGCCAGUGCAAAGCCAGUCGAUUUCGAGCGCACCUAUGCCCACGUCGAAGCUACCACUUUCGACAUUAACGAUCCCGGCCUUAGCGAUACCGAGAUCUUCGCUACGAUGGAAGAGAUCCUGGCGCCGAAACGUGGUCUUCUAACGCGUAACAAUCUCAGUAGUGAUGAGCUCGGAUACGACGUUGAUGACGACAGAUUGGUGGACCAGCACGAAAGUCAUCGCGCAUUUCUGCAGUCUAUAAACGACUUCGUUAUGGGCAAGGCUCGCUCCUUCGAGGAUGCGAGAGCACAGAAGAGAGGCUACGCCUUACCUCCGGCUAGAUCAUCCAGUUCAAGCAAGCGAAAAGCCGACGCCGAGGGCGACGCCGAAGAAGACCAGGUCGAGGCGUCAAGUGGACCAACACGACGCUCGGGGCGGAAGAGCACCACUAAUGCACCAACAUCACCCAAAGCCGUCAAGAAGCAAAAGAGAUCCGCCUCCGAUGACCAAACUCUGGUCCGAGUCCAAGCCCCUCCAUCGACGAAAGAUCGCUUCGACUUGACGUCCAAACUCUCCAAAAAGACCCUCCAAACCUUCGUCAACUUGUGUCUAGAAAAGUACGAACGCGCCCGCGUUGAACCUGGCCAUGCCGUCGGCGCUGUUGGCGCUCAGUCUAUUGGCGAGCCAGGCACCCAAAUGACACUUAAGACCUUCCAUUUUGCUGGUGUUGCAGGCAUGUCCUUAACGGCCGGUGUCCCGCGUAUCAAGGAGAUCAUCAACGCGAGCAAGGACAUCAGCACACCCGUGAUAACAUGCCGCUUAGAACGUCGCCGAGAUCUCUCCAUUCCUGAAGGCCUUGGCCGGAUCGUCAAGGGCCGUAUUGAGUGUCUGUACCUGGAGGAUGUGACGCAGUACAUCGAGAUCAGACACUCGUUGGACCGGCCAAGUUGUAUUCUGCUCAAGAUCAGUCUUGAUACAAUCACCGAGCUUGGUCUCGAUUUGACCAUGGAGGAUAUAUGUCUUGCAAUCCAGCGGCAUCGGCAGCUCAAGGCGGCGAAGUUGCGGCUUCAAAUUCGUGGGAAAGAUGAGCUUAAGCUUUCGACGGACACUCCAAUAAAGUCUGCCAAGCGCGGGACCGCCGCGAAGAUCGACGAGGAGGGACAGAGCGAACGGCUGUUGAGGCUGCAGACACUAAGACGCAUUCUGCCGAGCGUACAUGUCCUCGGCCAUCCACAAGCCACGAGAGCGGUUGUCAUGGCCGAGGACGAUCCGAAGAGCGACGAGAUCAAGGCUUUGCGCGCAGCAGCGGCGAGGGUGAAAGCAGAAAACGAACAGGAGCGAGCAGAGACCAAGUCCACGGAGCCAGAGGUCAAAGAUGAAAACAGCUCUGCCUCGAAAGUCAAAGUUGAAGAACCGGCCUCAUCAGUCAUCCCGAAAGCACCAGCUGCAGAUUCAGGCAAACCCGUACAAAUGCACAGAGUCAUGGUCGAAGGGUACGGAUUGCGCUACUGCAUGAACACCGAUGGUGUAGACCCAUACCACACGCAGACCAACUCGGUCAUGGAAACUCUACAAGUCCUUGGUAUCGAAGCCGCGCGGGCCAAGAUCAUUCUCGAGAUCCAGGAGGUCAUGAAGUCUCUGUCGAUUGACCCGCGACACAUGGCGCUGUUGGCCGACGUGAUGACGUACAAGGGCGAAGUGUUGGGCAUCACCAGAUUCGGCCUGGCCAAGAUGCGCGACAGUGUGCUCCAGCUGGCCAGUUUUGAGAAGACAGCAGAUCAUGUCUUUGACGCGGGUAUCGCGGGGAAAAUUGAUAAGAUCGAAGGAGUGAGUGAGAGCGUCAUUGUUGGGAAGACGAUGAACGUGGGCACGGGGAGCGUCGAGGUUGUGAGGUAUCUCAAUGUCGAUUUGGGCGCGAAAGAUAAUGGGAAGAAGCCUGCUGUAUUCGAGGAUGCUUGGAAUAGGGCUGUCAAGGCGGAGAGGAAGAAGAAGUAAGAAUCAUUGACCAGCGACAAGGAAUAUGAGAUUUGCAGAUAAGUCUCGACGGGAUGUGAUGGUCUGAUGGGUCAUGACACGAGAUAAACACUUAUUGCAGCGAUGAUAGAUGCUUGAAGAGCUGAAUGACCACAGAAAUGAACCAUGCAACCUUUGCUCUUUGUCCU